ACCAGAUUGCAUGCAUGCAAGAGAUCGUUGAGCCAAAAAGUCGCGUAACCUACACCGCGCCCGCAAGGUACCAACUUCCUCUUGCCCAUGACAACGGAGGGGCAUGCCAACGCCGUCGCGGCUCUGCCGCCGCCGCCGGGGCGCUACGUCCAAGAAACGUACAUCGUGCAGUUCCCCAAAGACCAAGUGUACCGCGUGCCGCCGCGUGAGAAUGCCUUGUUCUUAGAACAGUUCCGGAAGCCGGUGACCGUCAAGAAAACGCGCCGUUUCGGCUGUCGCUGCGGUCGCGUCCUUCUCACUGUCGUUCUCGUCGUGGUAUCUGUCGUCGCCGUCGUUGGCAUAACGCUGGCCACGCUGUACUUUAUCUUCAGCCCCACGGGACCCACAUUUGGCGUCGGAAACUUGGCUGUGAAAAGCGGCGGCGCGUACAGGAACUCGCGGGCGCAGUACAGGGUUUCUUUGAGAGUGCAUAACCCGAACGAUAAGCUGGGGAUCCAUUAUGCGGCGGGUGACGUGUGGCUGUUCUACGAGAGGACGAAGGUUGCGGCGGGGCGGUUUCCGUCGUUGGAUCAGGGUCGAGAAGAAUUAAGCACGGUGAUAGUUAUGAUGAGUGGACCCAGUGCAGUGGUUCGCAGGGUAAGCAACAGUAGGGAGCAACCUGUGGCUUUGAAAUUGGAGAUGAAGCUUGGGAUGAGGAUCAGAAUCGCCGGAAUUGAAACGUGGCUUAUGAGGUCCAAUGUCUACUGCGACUUUGAGGUCACCGAUUUCGGGAACAAAACCCGAGUCUCGUCGCAAGACUGCUACACCGAAUUCAAAGAAUAUUAGAUAAUUAAUUAUUAAUUAUCCUUAUCAUGGGAUGUGUUCUGUUGCUUGUGUGGUGACGUCAUUAAUUUCUUCUUAUUUUUCUUUUCCUGUUUGUUAAUUAUUGCAUUAUGCAAUUAAGUGAUGUUGAGUAGGGAGAUAUCUAAGAUCUCA
Messenger RNA from Vigna unguiculata (cowpea), 975 nucleotides. RefSeq names its product NDR1/HIN1-like protein 13. Gene Ontology annotation, cellular component: plasma membrane. Gene Ontology annotation, biological process: defense response to other organism. NCBI's taxonomy places the organism in Eukaryota, Viridiplantae, Streptophyta, Magnoliopsida, Fabales, Fabaceae. The record is from RefSeq and is a predicted model, not a curated record.